This is a messenger RNA of Populus trichocarpa (black cottonwood), 1009 nucleotides long. RefSeq names its product superoxide dismutase [Cu-Zn], chloroplastic. Gene Ontology annotation, biological process: removal of superoxide radicals. The coding region runs from base 81 to 728 and encodes 215 amino acids. The record is from RefSeq and is a predicted model, not a curated record. The transcript has 8 exons. NCBI's taxonomy places the organism in Eukaryota, Viridiplantae, Streptophyta, Magnoliopsida, Malpighiales, Salicaceae. Gene Ontology annotation, molecular function: copper ion binding; superoxide dismutase activity.
UAUAUGGUUCUACAGGGUACAGACUCCACCCACCAGAAGAAGCUCGUCGCACAUUAUCAUUUUAUCUAAAAAGAAGAGAAAUGCAAGCAGCUGCAAUGGCAGCCCACGCAAUCCUCACAGCCACUCCACCAACUCGUUACCCUCUUCUCUCCCCACUUCCCCCAAAUCAUUCCUCAUUCCAUGGCGUCUCCCUUAAGCUCCCGCGUCAAUCUUUUUCCUUCUCUCUGGCUGCCAAGAAGCAGCAACCUCCUUUUGUUGUUGCUGCUACCAAGAAAGCUGUUGCUGUCCUUAAAGGCACUUCCAGUGUUGAAGGCGUCGUCACUUUGUCCCAGGAAGACGAUGGUCCUACAACAGUGAGUGUUCGUAUUACUGGGCUUACCCCAGGGCCUCAUGGGUUCCACCUGCAUGAAUUUGGUGACACAACAAAUGGAUGCAUGUCAACAGGACCGCAUUUUAAUCCUAAAAAAUUGACACAUGGUGCUCCUGAGGAUGAAAUCCGUCAUGCGGGUGACCUGGGAAACAUAGUUGCUAAUGCCGAUGGAGUGGCAGAGGCAACAAUAGUGGAUAGCCAGAUACCACUGAGUGGUCCAAAUGCAGUGAUUGGAAGAGCACUUGUGGUCCAUGAGCUAGAAGAUGACCUUGGAAAGGGUGGGCAUGAACUAAGCUCAACCACUGGGAAUGCAGGCGGUAGAUUGGCAUGUGGAGUUGUUGGUUUGACUCCAAUAUAAUGGCAGCUGCUGUUCAAAUUCAGUCUGGUGUCACCAUUUGCUGCUUGCUUUCACCUCGUUCUCAUAUAGAGCCUAAUGUUAAUGUUAAUUUUCCCAUGUGUAACGUAAAAUUGUGACAGCAAGCAUCAAGUCAUGAUCUUAGACAGUUUUCCUACCUGAAUAAACCUUGGUGCAAUGCAUGCCUUGUCAAUGCCAGAAUUUGAUAUGUCAGCUGUUGAUUUCACCAAAUUUGGAUUGGUAAUUUCUUUAUAUUCCUCAAGAACUACAAAAUGUUUCUGUGA